Messenger RNA from Bipolaris maydis ATCC 48331, 2907 nucleotides. Its product is annotated as Piwi domain-containing protein. Gene Ontology annotation, molecular function: protein binding; single-stranded RNA binding; RNA endonuclease activity. Gene Ontology annotation, biological process: regulatory ncRNA-mediated post-transcriptional gene silencing. The record is from RefSeq and is a predicted model, not a curated record. Lineage: Eukaryota; Fungi; Ascomycota; Dothideomycetes; Pleosporales; Pleosporaceae.
AUGGCUGGUCCAGUGAAGAAGCGCGCUGAGGUCGAGAAGAAGUCGAGCGACUCGUCUAACGACUCGGCUUCUCAGUCUCGGGACCUUACUCAGCGUUCCUCCAGGUCCAUCCCUCGCCUUGACGGCAAUCGCGACCCCAGCGAUAGAAAGGUGAUUGACUACACGGUGCCCAAUGACCUCAAGAACCUCUCCGAGUUCCUUGGUAUGCGUGGCUGGUACGCUGCUCGAGGUGUCAACGUUGGAAGUGACCUACCUGCGCGUCCCGAGACCUUCAACCAGAAUGGCAAACCCGUGAACAUUACUCUCAACACCUUCAAUGUUGACAAGGCUCCAAACACCAUCGUUCACCAGUAUGAUCUUCACUUCACCGGCGACGGCCAAGACUAUACCAAGCGCGUCCUGCUCAAGAAGAUCUGGAACUCGAAUGCUGUCAAGUCCUUUCUGGGUGAAUCAAACAAGUGGAUUUGGGACACCAACAAGCUUGCAUGGUCUACUAAGCGUUUGGAUCGUGACGACACCCGCAUCCAUGUUGAUCUUGAUGAAGAACAGGGUCGUCCUACGAAACCCGGCGCUAAAAGCAACAAGCAUGUUGUCCAUAUUCGCUGGACUCGUCAGGUGGAUUUCAUCGGCCUCAAGUCGUUCAUGAGCGGUCAAGCAGCGUGGUCCAACGACUGCAUUGAUACCCUGAACUUUCUUGAUCAUGUCAUGCGAAUGUGGCCGUCGAACCAGUAUACUAUGAUCAAAAAGUCGUUCUUCCAGCGGGGUGAACAACGCUUCGACCUCGGCGGAGGUGUUGAAGCUUUCAAAGGUGUCUUCACCUCCCUCCGCCCAGUCCUCGAUGACAAAUUCAACAAGUCGCUGUCCGUCAACGUCGAUGUUGCCAAUGGGACAUUCUGGCGUGCCCAAGAGCUCACGCGUGCCAUUGGCCAAGCAUUCAGCUGUAGUCCUCCACAGUUUACGAGCAUGUUCCAGAAUGCACUCCGCGAUUGGAACCGCUCCAUCCUCAAAAAGGACUUGAGAAAGUUUAAGCGCAUCGGCGUCUCUACGACUCACACCAAGGAGCCUGUCCAAUGGACCAUCGACGAGUUUGUUGAGUUGGACGCGCACAAAGCCACGUUCUCAGACCCAGACGAUCGUUCCAAGACGAUUUCCGUCGCCGCUUACUUCAAGAAGAAGUACGGCAUCGCUGUCAUGGGUGGUGUUCCAGUCGUCAAGAUGACGAAGAAGAUUCGUGGUCAACCCGUCUACAUGCCAAUUGACGUCCUCAAGAUUGACGCCAAUCAGCGUUACAACACAAAGCUCAGUGACACUCAGACGUCCAACAUGAUCAAGUUUGCUGUCACCCUCCCCAAGGAGCGCUGGGCAGCAGUUCAGCAUGGCAUUCGUCUCCUCGACUGGGCCAACGACCCCUUUCUCAACCACUAUGGAAUCAAGGUCAACCCUAACGCUGCGAAGGCUCAGGGUCGUGUCUUGCCUUCGCCUGUUGUUCAUUUUGGACCAGGCUCCAAAGAAGCGACCAUCAAACCCGCUGACAUGAUACAAGGUCGAUGGAGGCUUGACGGGCGAAAGUUCGUCAUGCCGAACAAGGAGCGCCCAAUCAAGGCCUGGGGCAUCUGUGUCAUCCAGGGGCGUGGUAGUCCACCACCCACGGCUGUUGAGAGCUUCGCUCUCAAACUGAUCCAAAUCUACGAGGCUCAUGGAGGCCAUAUCCUUUCUCAUCCCCAGCAUGGCAAGAAGCCCUGGAUGGGUCCGGGAAAUCUGGCAGACGGCGGAGAAAUGGUCUUGAAGGCCUGGAACCAGACCGGCAACAAGUACUCCACACCACCCAACCUGAUGCUCUUCAUUGUCAACGAUCGGAACGUUGAUGUGUACCGCCGCAUCAAGAAGUCUUGUGAUAUCCGUUUUGGUGUGGCUUCACAAGUUCUUCAGGCCAAACAUGUCAUGUCUGCCUCCCCGCAGUACAUCUCCAACGUGUGCAUGAAGAUCAACGCCAAGCUCGGCGGCGCUACCUGCGUCGCAAAGUCCCAGGUGAUUCCAAAGAUUGCGCCCCAGGCUACCUCGAUCCCCACGAUGGUCGUCGGUGCUGACGUCUCCCAUCCUGCUCCUGGAGCGGGUUCCGGUGAAGCUGCUUCAUUUGCCGCCAUCACCGUGUCUGCAGACGUCCACUUCGCUAAGUACUGGGCUGAGGUUCAGACCAAUGGAAACCGCGUCGAGAUGAUCACAACCUCCAACAUCGAAAAACACUUCGGGUCCAUGGCCGACGCUUGGAUGCAAAAGGUCGGUCAAGGCAGGCCUCCGCAGCGGGUUCUUUACAUUCGUGACGGAGUCGGCGAAGCACAGUAUGCUGCAGUGCUGGAGGAAGAAGUUCACGAUAUGAAGGAAACCUUCAAGAAGUUGGGCUGCAAGGAAAUUCCCAAGUUCACGGUUGUGAUUGCCGGCAAGCGUCACCACAUCCGCUUCUUCCCCGAGACUGGCAAGGGCGACCGCAACAACAACCCUCUUCCAGGCACGUUGGUGGAGUCCGGCUGCACUCAUCCGUUCGAGUUCGACUUUUAUCUCUGCUCUCACGUUGCCAUCAAGGGCACUGCUCGUCCUAUCCAUUACCACUGCAUCCUGAACGAGGGCAAUUGGAAGGCUGCCGAGCUUCAGCAGUUCAUCUUCGAGCACUCGUACCAGUAUGUGCGCUCGACGACUCCAGUCUCGAUGCAUCCGGCUGUCUACUAUGCUCACUUGGCUGCGGACCGCGCACGUGCUCAUCUCAACGAGAGCCCUGUCUCGUCUGGAAAGAAGGAGGCCAAGGCUGAGAAGGAAUCAUCGACUGGUUCGUCCAAGCAGCACGUCGAGAUUGGUCCUUUGAUGCCUAUCCAGAACGCGCGCGGCCUCAAGGAUGUCAUGUGGUAUAUCUAG